AAUUUCAAAAACUUUUCCCCAUCGCUUCUCUCUCUCUCUCUCUCUCUCUCUGCACGCUCGCGCGGCUACGGGUUACGGGGAGAGCGGAGAGCUCGUCGCGGGUCAGCUUCUGUCGCCGGCGAUGGUUAUGCUCGAACGCACGCCGGUCGCGGAAGCGGCCGCCUCCAGUCCGCUCCGGAGUUCCACUCCUAGGGUUUCGCGGGAGGCGUCGCCGCCCUCCGAUCCCAUCCUCCCGUACCUCAGGUCUAUUAGCAAGGUCAUUGAUGAAAUCAGGAAAGACCCAGAAGCUUACCAAGCAGGUGUUCAACAGCUCAAGACUUAUGUGAUAGAAUGUAUCGACAAGUAUGGGGACGAUUACCAAUACUCCACUGACCCCCGUCUCCUGGAGAUCUGGAUUCUCUAUGCAGAUGCAAUUCAGGAUUUUGACAAGGUGUAUAAGCAGUUGGAGGAGAAAAACAUGUUUUUGGAGCAUGCACUGCUCUACGAAGCAUAUUCACUGUUUCUCUUUGCCAAGGGGAGAGUGCUGGAGGCUGAUAAGGUGUAUGCAAUUGGUGUUUCCAGAAAAGCUGAGCCCCUCGACAUCUUGAAGAAGGAACAUAUUAAUUUUUUGAGACAAUUGGAGAGUAUUGUAGAAGAAUUGAAGGCCAAACCAUCUAAAGUGCUCAAGGAGUCUAUUGUCGUUGAUCCAUGGUCUGAGUCUACUAUGAACGAUUUACUGGCAAAAAUUAAUGGUGGCCUCAAGAAGUCCAUUGGCUAUCAUAAGAGCAACAAGGUCUACUCCGCAAAGCUGCCCUUAAGUUCCUCGCAGAACGCUUUAAAAAAUAAAGUCAUUGAGUUAGGUUGCAGGAAGUAUCAGAUCAAAGGUUGUCCUGGUACUGGUGCUUUUGCUAAAUUAUACAAAGCUGUUGUUGAUGGCAACGCAGAAGAAACAGUUGCUUUAAAGAUUCAAAAGCCUGCAUUUCCGUGGGAAUUUUACAUGUACCGCCAGCUUGAUAUGCGAAUAUCUGAUAUUCAGAGACCAAGCUAUGGUUAUGCACAUGAAUUGCAUGUCUUUGCUGAUGUCAGUGUGUUAGUCUGUGAUUACCUUCCGUAUGGAACUCUUCUGGACGUUAUAAAUUCAUAUGUAGUUGUUGACCGUCAUAUGGAUGAAGUUCUCUGCAUAUAUUACACUAUAGAGAUGCUGCACAUGCUCGAAACUCUGCAUAGUGUUGGCAUAAUCCAUGGCGAUUUCAAACCUGACAAUAUGCUUGUCUGCUACCCAAGGGAAGAAAUCACAGACGAUACCUUCAGAAGCGAAACAAGAACAGGGCAGAACCAGGGGCUCUGUCUUGUUGACUGGGGUCGGGGCAUUGAUCUGAAUCUCUUCCCAGCCAACACGGAGUUCCUUGGGGAUUGUCAAACCUCAGGAUUCAGUUGUGUUGAAAUGCAAGAAGAGAGAACCUGGACGUAUCAAGCUGACACUUUUGGUCUCUGUGUCAUUGCACACAUGAUGCUACAUGGGACAGGCAUGAGCGUAGAGAAGGUGCCCAAGGCAGGUGAAAGCUACUUGUACCAACCGAAAUCGCCAUUUAAAAGGUACUGGAACGUUGAUCUCUGGAAGAACCUCUUCUCCACCUUGCUCAACCUGCCCUCCACUGAGAGUGACGUAGAUGUGCUCCGGGACCUCAGGAGAUCCUUCCAGGAUUACAUGUGCAGCAGCUGGCAGCUCGUUGCCAAGCUGAACCAGCAGCUAGCGAAGCAGAAGACCUCGCUGUGCUCAUCCUGAGGUGUGCAUUCCGUCGCCAAACCACCUUCGUGGGAACCCGCCACAUCUCGUGGCGUUGUGUCAACUGAACGGAAGAACAAAAAAAAACAACCGUGCUGUAAUCUUCAGCUGCCAUGAAACAAGUGUCUCUCAAGAUGUGUACCAGUGCCUAACGAUAAUUACUGUCAUAGAUUGACGUAGCGUUUCGAAAGAAAAAAAAA
Molecule: messenger RNA, 1965 nt
Organism: Brachypodium distachyon (stiff brome)
Lineage: Eukaryota; Viridiplantae; Streptophyta; Magnoliopsida; Poales; Poaceae
Product: mitotic checkpoint serine/threonine-protein kinase BUB1
Exons: 14
Coding region: 122-1765 (547 amino acids)
Biological process (GO): mitotic spindle assembly checkpoint signaling; protein phosphorylation; meiotic sister chromatid cohesion, centromeric
Molecular function (GO): ATP binding; protein kinase activity
Source: RefSeq, a predicted model, not a curated record